Aedes aegypti (yellow fever mosquito) is the source of this 2013-nucleotide messenger RNA. It is a transcript of the gene Sgsh, whose product is annotated as N-sulphoglucosamine sulphohydrolase. Gene Ontology annotation, molecular function: N-sulfoglucosamine sulfohydrolase activity. The transcript has 2 exons. Gene Ontology annotation, biological process: glycosaminoglycan catabolic process; heparan sulfate proteoglycan catabolic process. NCBI's taxonomy places the organism in Eukaryota, Metazoa, Arthropoda, Insecta, Diptera, Culicidae. Bases 329 to 1885 code for a protein of 518 amino acids. The record is from RefSeq and is a predicted model, not a curated record.
UGUUGUUUUUUGGCUUUCAUUUCAACAUCGUCGUCGAGUCGCGAACAUAAACGCACAAAACGGUGAUCUGGAUUCUCUUCUUGCUGUGCUCACAGUUUGAUGGCAAGCCAUCAUCAUUAUCUCCCAGCAAGGCCACAUAGUAGUUACAACAGUAUCGAAUUGACCGUGCGGGUGAAGACAGGCAAAUUAAGCGGUGGGCCGUCUGCUGGUUCGCCAUUCAGUCGUAAAAGUGUUGUUGAGGCCAUCAGUGAAAGGAGCAGCGCCAAAAAAGUGAAAGUUGCUCUAUAGAUCUAAUCCGGCCAUUUUCUCCGUUCGGGUUCCAGGGAAGAUGUCCACUCUUCUCGGAAUUUGUUUGCUGCUGGUCCUCUCGAUUGGAACCACCAUCGGCCACAGAAAUGUGCUGCUGCUAUUAGCGGACGAUGGUGGAUUCGAGAUCGGGGCCUACCGGAACAAGAUCGUGCAAACCCCGGCGCUGGAUGCCCUCGCGAAGCAAAGUCUGAUCUUCAACAAUGCGUACGCCUCGGUGAGCAGUUGCUCCCCGUCCAGGGCUUCGAUCCUCACCGGCAUGCCGGAACACCAGAACGGAAUGUACGGGCUGCACAACGGGGUGCACAAUUUCAACGCACUCGGCAAGGUGAAGAGCAUCUCGAAAAUCUUGUCCGAUUCCGGUGUCGUUACCGGACUGAUCGGCAAGAAACAUGUUGGUCCUGGGGAGGUAUUCAAAUUCGAUUACGAACGAACCGAAGAGCAAUAUCCGAUUAAUCAGGUCGGACGAAAUAUUACAAACAUCAAGCUUUUUGUUAGAGAGUUCCUUGAGGCAAGUAAAGAAAAGGAUCAACCUUUCUUCCUGAUGGUUUCGUUCCAUGAUCCACACCGUUGUGGACACAUAACUCCCCAGUACGGUCCGUUUUGCGAGCGUUGGGGAUCCGGAGAGGAAGGCAUGGGUUUGAUCCCUGAUUGGCAUCCGAUCUACUACGUGUGGGAUGAGUUGAUCCUUCCGUACUAUAUUCCGGACACCGAACCUGCUCGUAGAGACGUUGCUGCCCAGUACACCACAAUCUCCCGACUCGAUCAAGGCGUCGGCUUAGUGCUGAAAGAACUGGCUGAUGCCGGAUUCGAUCAGGACACUCUGGUAGUCUACACUUCCGAUAACGGACCACCCCUUCCAGCUGCCCGCACCAAUCUCUACGAUCCCGGAAUGGCCGAACCCAUGUUCAUCCGAUCCCCAGAUCCAAAGAGUCGCCACAACGAAGUAACCUAUUCCAUGACCAGCCAUCUCGACCUACUUCCAACAUUCCUCGACUGGUUCAACGUUUCUUACCCAUCCGAUCACCCGGAAGAAUCCGACACCAACGCCAUAGACGAACAACACCCACCAAAUCCCAUCCUAACCGGCAAGUCCCUUCUCCCCCUACUGUCCACCGAACCGCCCUCUGAUCCAGAUCAGGCAGUGUACGCUUCGCAAUCGUUCCACGAAAUCACCAUGGCCUACCCGAUGCGCGCCAUCCGCACCAAACGCUACAAGCUGAUCCACAACCUGAACCAUCAACUGCCGUUCCCCAUCGAUCAGGACCUGUUCGUUUCGCCGACCUUCCAGGAUCUGCUGCAGCGCACGGCCAGCAACCAGGACCUGCGCUGGUACAAAAACCUCCGGCUUUACUACAACCGGCCGGAGUGGGAGCUGUUCGAUCUCAAGUUGGAUCCCGCCGAGAGGAAGAAUCUGGUCGGCAAACCGGUAGUCAAGGAGAUUUUCGAGAAGCUCAAGGGAAAGCUGCGCCAGUGGCAGGAACUGACGAACGAUCCGUUCCGUUGCAUGCCCGGAGGAGUGCUGCUCGAUACCGGUGAAUAUCUGAACAAUGCCACUUGUUUUGAUUUGGGCCAGUAGUUGGUAGGUACUCCAUGAAAAGUAUGUGGCAAGAUUUUUUAUAAUACUCAUUAGAUUUUAGGGGUUGGAUGAUUUGGAGAUCUUUAUGUCUGUGUUGUUUUAUAAUACAUACAAAGUUUAGAAACAAA